Stegodyphus dumicola is the source of this 1837-nucleotide messenger RNA. RefSeq names its product cytochrome P450 3A16-like. NCBI's taxonomy places the organism in Eukaryota, Metazoa, Arthropoda, Arachnida, Araneae, Eresidae. Gene Ontology annotation, molecular function: iron ion binding; heme binding; oxidoreductase activity, acting on paired donors, with incorporation or reduction of molecular oxygen. The record is from RefSeq and is a predicted model, not a curated record.
GUGCCGGUUCUGUGACAGUAGGCAAUUCACUUGGCGACAUGCCAGGAACAGUAUUAUUAAAACGACAGAGCAGCUAAAAGUUGUUAAUUCUUAGUUUCUUGUUUAAAUGUGUCUUUGAGUAUAGUUUCAAAAAUUACGUAUGUUAUACUUGAAAAGGAAUAAAUUCUCUACCAGAAAAUUAAGACAUCUUUGAGCUAUACGCAAUGGAGGUGGCCGUAUCUCUGUUGAUACUCAUUAGCACGUAUUUGAUUGCUGUCAUUAUCCGUUGGGCAGUGAAUCGUCACAGAAGGCUUCAGGUUUUCAAGAAGUAUGGUAUUCCGGGACCCAGACCCUCUUUUUUAAGCGGUAAUAUGUCCCAGUUGAAGGCGUCAUCCACUCCGAAUGAAGUGAUUACUGCUUGGAUUAAGGAGUAUGGAAAUGUAUUUGGAUACUUCGUGGGUGAGAUACCAUAUGUUAUCAUUAAUGAUUUGGAUAUGCUGAAACAGGUAAUGAUCAAAGAUUUUCCCAUUUUUACCAACCGAGCAGACAUGCAUUUGGAUGUGCAUCCUCUCAACAAAACUGUUUUGGCUUUGAAUGACAAAAGAUGGAAAGAAGUUAGGUCAGUUUUAACUCCAACAUUCAGUUCAGGAAAGAUCAAACUUAUGACUUACAUAGUGGACAAAAAAGUUGACGUGAUGCUAGAUGUAAUCACAAAGAAGGCUGAGAAGGGAGAAAUGUUUGACAUCUAUGAGAAUGUCCAAGCAUUAACUCUUGACGUCAUCGCUGAUUGCGCUCUCGCAAUGAAGACGCAUUGCCAAGAGAACACGAAAGAUAUUUUCUUGAUUGCAGUUCGCGACUUCUUCCGUUUCUCCCAUAAUCGAGCUGUGGACUGCGCUAUCAUGUUUCCCUUCGUAGCAACUAUCAUGGCUUUUAUUACUAAUUACAUGACUUCAGGCCAGAUGACUUCAUUGAUUGUGAGCAACGUCGAGAAAGCUAUUGCAGCUAGACGAAAAAAUCCUGAAAUAAAAAGUGUGGAUUUUCUCCAGCUCUUGGUGGACCAUGGAAAAAAUGAUUCUCGUGAAGCCAGUACAAAAUUGACGGAUGAUGAAAUUAUCGCAAAUGCUUAUGUGUUCGUACUAGCUGGGUACGAAACUACAGCCACGGCUUUAGCUUUCACUUUCUAUCUCUUAGUAAAGCAUCCUGAAAUCCAAGAGAAACUAUACCAAGAAGUUGUGGAAGUCGAUGAGGCAAACUACGCUAACAUUCAGGGCCUCCAGUAUUUAGAUCAAGUAUUCGGCGAGUCCAUGCGAAUGUAUCCUCCAGUCACAGGAUUUGUGGCCAGAAAGUGUGCAGAAGACCAUCAGAUUGGAUCUUACACCAUACCAAAAGGAGCAAUUGUCCAAGCACCAGUAUGGGACAUCCACCAUAAUCCUGAUUUUUGGCCCGAUCCAUGGAAAUUUGAUCCUGAACGCUUUUCCACGGAAAACAAAAUUUCAAUUAAAAAUAUGUCAUACAUACCUUUUGGAGUGGGCCCCAGAAACUGCAUAGGGGCUCGUUUUGCACAACUGGAAGCUAAACUUACUCUUUUUAAACUUCUAAAGAAAUUCCGAUUUGAAGCAUGUGAAAAAACAGAUGACCCUUUACCAUUAAUAUGCCCUACUGUCAUAAUCAAUCCAGCAAAUGGAGUUUAUGUAAAGGCUGUCUUGAGAAAUGCUAAAUAAGUUUAUUUCCACAUUUUUCUUGGUUUUAUUAUUGAACAAUAGAAUCUUGUUUUUCCAAAUUAAUCAAGGCCAAGUCCUUUCGGAUAAUAUAUGAGUUUAUUUUCAACAAUCAGAGAAUUAAAUAUUUAUAAAACAUU